UCUCUUUAUCUCAGUUUCGUCUCCGUCACCGUCUCCGUCUCUUUUGAUCGCGCUGAUCGCAACAGUAAGCAUUCGCGCGUCAUGUCGGGCGAGCACUUCUCCCUGGUCUGGAACACCUUCCCGAGGAACCUCUCGUCCGGCCUCUACAGCCUCCUCACGGACGAGCAACUGGUGGACGUGACGCUUGCCGCCGAGGGCCAGAUACUGCGCGCGCACAAGCUCAUACUCUCCGUCUGCAGCACGUACUUUCGCGAUCUCUUCAAGGGAAACACGUGUAAACAUCCUAUCGUCAUCCUCAAGGAUGUCAACUAUCGCGACCUGUCGGCGAUGCUGCACUUCAUGUACCAAGGCGAAGUCAACAUCAAGCAGGAAGACAUAGCGAGCUUUCUCAAAGUUGCCGAGAUUUUGAAGAUUAAGGGUCUUACGAGGACCAGUGACGAUGACGAUGAAUCCGAAAGAGAUCUGGUGGAUGCCUUACCUCUUAUACAACAUGAAUAUACAAAAAAUGCAUCGGCGUCUCAAGCAUCACACACACCCGAACCAUUUUGCGAACCUUCGAAUAAUUGGAGCAAUCCUUGCCAAUGCAGCAGCAAAAUACCGAAGGACGACGUAUCUGUUAAAACGUUUCGGGAUUCAACCGAUUCUUUAAUAAGCGAAAAUUUAUCACACAGUGAAAGCAGAGAUAUUAUAAAUCCAACGUGUCAAACGAUCGACGAAGAGCCUCUCGACUGUUCAGCCAGCUUAGACGAUAAUCAAAAAAUUCCAGCGGAUUUUCCGGAAUACAAGCCCAAAUUAAACCUCAUUAGUCCUGAAAUUAAGCAUUUGAGUCCUGAAGUAGAAUGUAUUCAAAGGUCAAUAGGAGGAACAUCGUCAAAUCUUCCGCACAAUGAGCAAGAAAAUAUGGAUACCGUAUUGAACGCACAACAAAUGAUCUACAGCACGUCGCACUGCCAGAGCGACUCAGUCGGUUUCCGCGAGACGGGGACGACGUGCGCGAGCGACUUCAGCCACGAUCCGUCGUCGAGUUGCAGCGGGAGCGGCGGGACUGGCGGGAUUGGGGGAAGCAACAGCGCGAGCAAAGGUCGACGGACGGUGAAAGGCUUACCGGGCAGUAGCCUCUCUCUGGAGACGACUCUGCGGGUGAUAUCGGAGCUCGGGCCGACCAUACGCAUGGAGCGUGGCAAGGUCAUCCGCAUGUAUUCCUGCCCGUGGUGUUUACGGCACUUCACGCGCAAGGAGAACCUUAAGCUGCACGUGCGCUACAUUCACGGACCUCUCGAGAGCCUCACCUGCAAGCUCUGCGGCAACAAAUACAAGAACAGCAAUAGCCUGCGGGUGCACUCGUACCUCUACCACAACGCACAGAGGAACAAGUCAUCGGCGACAACGUCGGCGUCGUCCGGCAGCAACAAGCCGUCAGUCGUCGGUGGGAAUGCCUGAUAACGCCUACGACUUAUCCCUUCCUCUCCCUUGCCUAUCUCUGUCUCUGUCUCUAUCCGCCUUGGUAAUUAUCCUGAUCCCACCUCCCUCUACACCCCAAUAUACGUCCUCUUUCGCUAUUUAUCCCAUGCCCUU
Ceratosolen solmsi marchali is the source of this 1575-nucleotide messenger RNA. Its product is annotated as broad-complex core protein isoforms 1/2/3/4/5. Gene Ontology annotation, biological process: regulation of transcription by RNA polymerase II. Gene Ontology annotation, cellular component: nucleus. The record is from RefSeq and is a predicted model, not a curated record. Lineage: Eukaryota; Metazoa; Arthropoda; Insecta; Hymenoptera; Agaonidae. Gene Ontology annotation, molecular function: protein binding. Bases 82 to 1440 code for a protein of 452 amino acids. The transcript has 4 exons.